Benincasa hispida (wax gourd) is the source of this 1683-nucleotide messenger RNA. RefSeq names its product RING/U-box superfamily protein. Gene Ontology annotation, biological process: protein ubiquitination. Gene Ontology annotation, cellular component: cytoplasm. The record is from RefSeq and is a predicted model, not a curated record. Lineage: Eukaryota; Viridiplantae; Streptophyta; Magnoliopsida; Cucurbitales; Cucurbitaceae. Gene Ontology annotation, molecular function: ubiquitin protein ligase activity.
GAAGAAGGGCAUAUAAAAUGCCUGACUUCGUCAAAAUCCCCAAUUUGUAAAUUUUCCCCCAAAAUUUCUAUGGCCUUUUUCUCCAUUCCUAAACUUCAUCUUCAACCUAACAUGCCUCUUCCCGAUCAAACCCACUCCAAUUCACCUUCUCCGGCGCCGUCUAUCCCAUCCCACCGUCGCGACGAUCUCCCAGACCCCAUGGAUUUCAAUCCUUUUGCUACCAUCGCCACAUCUGCUGACGAUUCCCUCCCUUUCGAGACCGAUUGGUUUUCCGACUCGGAUUCCGACUCCGACCGCGAUGUCAAUUGCUUUGUCACUGAUCUUUUCGAGAAUCGUAGCUUCACCGAUCAUUUACGCGAUAACGAUCGAGGUUUGGAUUCUGCGCUGGACUCAUUUACGCGUUCUGCUAAUGAUUUGGGCAUUUCGGGAUUUGAAGAUAGCGGUGAGAUUGAAUCUAAUUAUAUUGAGGAGCUCUGGUCGACGUUCGCUGUUGAAUCUGAUACACGGGUUUCGGAGGUGGAUAUAGGCAUGCAAAUUGCGGAUUCCAUUACUAGUGGCCUUCGUGUUGUUGAUGUGGAUUCGGAUUCUGAUUCUGAUCAUGGGAUGAUUGGUGCUUUGCAAGUCGUGACAGGGGACGAUGGGUUGAAUGAUGGUAAUUGGGUUGAAAGUUCGAAUCCUGUCUCGGAUAACUUCAGCUUUUGUUUUCAGGGCCAGAGGAUUUCGUACGAGGAUUUUGAGUGGGAGGAGGUGGAGGAACGGGUGGAUGAAAGGGAAAAUUCGAGCGUAGUGGUAGAUAGAGCUGAGGAAUUGUCUCUUGCAUCGGGUUUUUCCAAUGAAGAAGAAUCGGGAGAAGAGGCGGGUCGAUGGGAAAUCCUAUUGGUAAUGAACGAUAUCGGAAGGAAUAAUGAUACUGAGGCGUACAUAGCGGACCAAGAUGAUUACAUGUAUGCAGCAGAAUACGAUACCCUUUUUGGACAAUUCGUUGAAAAUGAUAAUGCUUUGAAGGGUAGUCCUCCAGCUGCUAAGAGUGCUGUGGAAAAUCUUCCUCUGGUUGAGUUAAAAACAGAGAAUAAGCUGACAGAGGAAGUUGUUGUUUGUGCGGUUUGUAAGGAUAAAUUCUCAAUGGAAGAGAAGGUGAGGAAGCUUCCCUGUGGCCACUAUUACCAUGAUGAUUGCAUUCUUCCAUGGCUGAAUAUUCGAAACACAUGCCCUGUUUGUCGGUAUGAGUUGCCAACAGAUGAUCCAGAUUAUGAGCGUAGGCAGAGUCAGAGGGCGAGUGGUGGCCUGCAAUCGGAUUUGCAGGUCAGGUACAAUUUUGAGCUAAUAGCUUAAUAUUAUUAGUGCAAUAUGUGAAAUGCAACCUGUGAAUAGGGUCACUCUUAGAUGAAGAACGUUGCUUACGAUUUUGCAUUUGUAAAGGUUUUGUGGUAAGUAUUUGUUUUACAAAUUCUCCGCGUGGAACUACUAGCAUUGCUGUUGAUACGCUCAAAUUGUCCUCAAGGGUAUCCAUAGCGAUUCAAUGCUUGGUAAGUUUUAGUUACUAAUAGUAGGGGGGAAUUAUUUCAUCUCUUACUUACCUUUGUUGAAUUCAAUUUAGGAAUUAUAAUGAUUGAGACACAAGACAUACUAAGUGCUGGGCUUUGAAAUUUUUUACGUGUGAAUGUAUAUUUAUAUGCUUGAGUA